AUGCUCUCCCGCGCCCUCCGCGCCCGUCCUCAAGCAGUACGCCCGCGAUUAGCGCAGAUGGCGAACCAUCUAAGCAACGGCGCCAACGGCGCGACAGGCAAUUCCCAAACCUUCAAGAGCCUCCGCGACCUCCCCAAGUCCAACGUCUUCACGUCCAACCUACCCUCCGACCCGGCCUUCGAGACGCCCAAAGACUCGCACAAUGCGCCGCGCGAGACCCUCGGUCCGCGCAUGGUGAAAGGCGCGCUGUACACGUACGUGCGACCAGAGCCGACACUGGCGCCAGAGCUGCUUGCCGUCAGCGACGCGGCGAUGCGGGACCUGGCGCUCGCCGAGGGCGCGGAGAAGGAGGAAGAGUUCGUCCACGCUCUGGCAGGCAACGAGAUAAUCUCCUGGGACGAGGACACCGGUGAAGGCGUGUACCCGUGGGCACAAUGCUACGGCGGGUUCCAGUUCGGGCAGUGGGCGGGCCAGCUGGGCGAUGGCCGCGCCAUCUCGCUGUUCGAGACGACGAAUCCCACGACCGGCGUGCGGUACGAGCUCCAGCUCAAGGGCGCGGGUAAGACGCCCUACUCGCGCUUCGCCGACGGCAAGGCGGUGCUGCGUUCGAGCAUCCGCGAGUUCGUUGUCUCCGAGUACCUCAACGCUCUGAAGAUCCCCACCACUCGCGCUCUGUCUCUCGUACUCUGCCCUCGGGCGAAGGUCAUGCGCGAGCGAAUGGAACCUGGCGCCAUCGUCGCCCGUUUCGCCCAGAGCUGGAUCCGGCUGGGCACCUUUGACCUGCUCCGCGCGCGGGGCGAGCGAAAGCUGCUGCGCCAGCUCUCCGAAUACGUCGCCGAGCACGUCUACGGCGGCUGGGAGAACCUGCCCGCGAAGCUCGCGAAGCCCGAGGACGACCGCGUCACCGUCACGCGCGGCGUGGCCAAAGACACCGUCGAAGGCGGCGAAGGCAAGGAGGCCGAGAACCGCUUCGUGCGGCUGUACCGCGAGAUCGCGCGGCGCAACGCGGUGACGGUGGCGGCGUGGCAGGCGUACGGCUUCAUGAACGGCGUGCUCAACACGGACAACACGUCCAUCCUCGGCCUGAGCAUGGACUACGGGCCCUUCGCCUUCAUGGACAACUUCGACCCCAGCUACACGCCCAACCACGACGACCACAUGCUGCGCUACAGCUACCGCAACCAGCCCACCAUCAUCUGGUGGAACCUCGUGCGCCUGGGCGAGGCCCUGGGCGAGCUUCUCGGCGCCGGCGCCCGCUGCGAUGAGGACGAGUUCGUUAACCAGGGCGUGCGCGAGAACUGGGCCAAGGAGCUGGUCGAGCGUGCCGAACACGCCAUCGACCAGGCCGGUGAGGAGUACAAGGCCGUCUUCAUCGACGAGUAUAAGCGCCUGAUGACCGCCCGCCUCGGCCUGCGCACUCAGAAGAAGAGUGACUUCGAUGAGCUCUUUUCCGAAUGGCUUGACCUCAUGGAAGCCCAUGAGCUUGAUUUCAACCAGUCCUUCCGCCGCCUGAGCGACGUUAAGACCGCAGACCUCGAGACGGGCGAGCAGCGCGAGCAGCUCGCCUCCCGCUUCUUCCAUGAUGACGGUGUUGCUGGUGGCGAAGACACGGCUCGCCAGCGUAUCGGCAAGUGGCUGGAGAGCUGGCAGAAGCGUGUUCUUGAGGACUGGGGCGAGGGCAAAGACGAGGAGCGCAACGCGGCUAUGAAGAGCGUGAACCCGAAGUUUGUUCCCAAGGGCUGGGUCCUUGACGAGCUCAUCGAGCGCGUAGAGCGCAAGCAAGAGCGUGAUGUGUUGAAGACCGUCAUGAACAUGUCAUUGAACCCCUUCGAAGAGAAAUGGGGACUAGACGAGAAGGACGAGGAGCGGUUCUGCGCCGAUCCGCCCAAGUACAACAGGGCGAUGCAGUGUAGCUGCAGCUCUUAA
Molecule: messenger RNA, 1926 nt
Organism: Lasiodiplodia theobromae
Lineage: Eukaryota; Fungi; Ascomycota; Dothideomycetes; Botryosphaeriales; Botryosphaeriaceae
Exons: 2
Coding region: 1-1926 (641 amino acids)
Source: RefSeq, a predicted model, not a curated record